Messenger RNA from Phyllostomus discolor (pale spear-nosed bat), 6582 nucleotides. RefSeq names its product NACHT and WD repeat domain containing 1 (gene NWD1). The record is from RefSeq and is a predicted model, not a curated record. Bases 715 to 5406 code for a protein of 1563 amino acids. NCBI's taxonomy places the organism in Eukaryota, Metazoa, Chordata, Mammalia, Chiroptera, Phyllostomidae. The transcript has 20 exons. Gene Ontology annotation, molecular function: protein binding.
GCUCCCAGAGUCCCACAGCCUCCCUCUGCACACCUGGACCCAAGCUCAGCUUUCACAGAGCCCCAGGGGACCCAGGUGUUGGAGAGGCUGGCUGGCCCCAGGGCCCCAGGGCCCCAGGGCCCUAGUGCCAAGUGCCAAGAAACUGCAGUUGCUGUGGCGACUGCUGAGCUCUUAGGGCGAGGAGCUGGUUGGUUGAGGGGCAAGUCUCCAGUGCCUGGAGGAGCCAACAUCCAGGGCCUCGGCGGGGAGGCCACCAUCCAAUGUCCACCCAUUAGCGUUUGCAGACCAAGCAGAGCAGUGGGGAGUGGUUGGUUCAGCUCCCCAGGAACUGGGGACAGGGCUGCAGGUCACUGAGGGGACCUUGGAGGGUGAGACAGACACUUCACUCUAGAGGGCCCUGCCUGGCUGGCUUCCCAGGAAGGCCACCUGGCCACUGGGGUGAGGUGUCUGACAUCAGGCUCUGUCCCAGAGAAAGAUCAUCCAGGCGGGUGGGCAGCAUGAGCCUGGGCCCCCUCAGUCCAGAUACCCGCCGGCGGCUUCUCCAGGGCCAGGCGGACCCCCUCCCAGAACCUCCCUCCAGCAGCGUGGCCAUCUUCAUCAGCUCCACAGUCUCAGUGGCCGUGGGCAUCCUGUGAAGGACGCUGAAAUGACCUCCCCUCCCCCCAGCCACGUGGAGAAAACCAGUGCUUCUUCAGAACCUAUCUUGCACCAGACAUGGAUGUGGAGAGAGAAGCUCUGCAGAGCACCGCGUACCCCGAAGUGCAGACCUUCUGCCAAAAGCAUGGCCUGAUGUUUGAGGUGGUUGAUCUGAGGUGGGGAAUUCAGCACAGCGAGGCCACUGACCACAUGACCACGGAUCUCUGCCUGGAGGAGGUCGACCGGUGUCGGAAAACAUCCCUGGGGCCGGCUUUUGUUGCCCUCCUAGGGAACCAGUACGGCCACUGUCCGGUCCCCACGCUGAUCAAAGAGAAGGAGUGGGAGGCCCUGAAGGCCCAGCUGACCAGCAGGCCAGGUGACCUGGAGCUGGUGGCUCACCACUUCCAGAGGGACGAGAACACCGUGCCCCCCACCUAUGUGCUGCAGGCCCGGGGCACCAGGGAGGCCCAUGGGCCCGAGGAGGCCACCCUGACCUCUGUGCUGCGCUGUGGAGCCCAGGAAGCCAGGAGGCUGGGCCUCAUCACCCAGGAGCAGUGGCAUCGCUACCACCGGUCAGCCAUCGAGUGGGAGAUAGAACGGGGCCUGCUGAGCCUGACAGAUGGGGACCAGGGGGCCACUGUCUUCUUGAGGGAGAUCCAAGACCUUAACAAACACAUCCUGGACGACUGUGCCCUAAAGAUGGUGGACCGGCUCGCAGACGGCUGCCUGGACACGGAUGCCCAGAACCUUCUCAGCAGCCUCAAGGGGCGCAUUGCUGACAUGCAGCCUGGAGUCCUCAAGACCCACCACUUGCCAUGGAGCCGAGACCUCGUGAACCCCAAAAAUAAGGCUCAUGCCCGGUACCUGAAGGAGCUUGGAGAGCAGUUUGUGGCCAGGGCUAACCACCAGGUCCUUGAGCGCCUCCGGGAGCUGGAGGCAGGCAGGCAGGAACUGGCAUGGCUCUACCAGGAGAUCCGCCACCACCUGGGGCUGAGUGCCGAGGCCACCAGGACCUUCUGCGGGCGCCAAGAGCUCCUCGCCCAGGUGGGACAGCGACUCCAGCAGAAUGACAGCCACCCCCACAUGCCCCUGGUGCUUUUUGGGCCCCCAGGCAUUGGAAAGACGGCUCUGAUGUGCAAGCUGGCUGAGCAAAUGCCAGGGCUGCUGGGCCGAAAAACGAUGACCGUCCUGCGGCUUCUGGGGACAUCGCAGAUGAGCUGUGACGCCCAUAGCCUGCUCCAGAGCAUCUGCUUCCAGGUGUGCCUGGCCUACGGGCUGCCUCUGCCUCCUGCGCAGGUCCUGGAGGCCCACAGCAGGGUGGUCCACUUUUUCCACACCCUCCUGCACACUGUCUCCAGCAGAAACUUCGAGUCCCUUGUGAUCCUGUUAGACUCUGUGGAUGACGUGGACUCCAUCCACCGUGCUCGGAGGGUCCCCUGGCUGCCUCCUAAGUGUCCCCCGAGGGUCCACCUCAUCCUCUCUGCCUGCUCAGGGCAGCGGAGAGUUUUAGACACGGUGCAGCAGACAUUCAUGGACCCCAAGUCCUACUGGGAGGUGAAACCCCUCUCCAGCAACCAAGGGCAACAGAUGAUCCAGCUUCUGCUGGCAGCCUCCAGGAGGACCCUGAGCCCAGGGCAGCGGGAUCUGCUCUGGGCCAGCCUCCCAGAGUGUGGGCACCCAGGGCAGCUGAGGCUGGCCUUCGAGGAGGCCCGGAAAUGGGCCUCCUUCACUGUGCCCACCCCUCUGGCCUCCACUGCUAUGGAGGUGAUGCACCAGCUGUGUGUGCGUCUGGAGCAGACCCAUGGGCAGCUCCUGGUGUCCCGGGUGCUGGGCUACAUUGUGUCUUCCCGGCACGGGCUCUCGGAGCCUGAGCUGAAGGACGUCCUGUCCUUGGAUGACGAGGUCCUGCAGGCUGUGUACAGAGACUGGACGCCGCCCAGCAGGGAGCUGCUGCGUUUCCCACCCCUGCUGUGGGUCAGGCUUCGUCGUGAUCUGGGAAACUGCUUGGCCAGGCGACCCAUGGAUGGCUUCACACUCCUGGCCAUCGCCCACAGACAGCUGAUGGAGGUGAUCCGAGAGCGCUACUUGUCAGGGUCUGAGAAAGCCAAGAGGCAUGGAAUGUUGGCCGACUUCUUCCUAGGGACCUGGAGCCAGGGCACCAAGAAACUCAUCACCCUGCCAUUGGUGGGGAAACCCCUGAACCUGGACCGAAAGGUGGCGCCCCAGCCCCUGUGGUUCUCAGACACUGUUGCAAACCUGCGGAAGCUGAAGGAGUUGCCCCAUCACCUGCUCCACUCAGGCCGAAUCGAGGAGCUGAAGCAGGAGGUGCUGGGCAGCAUGGACUGGAUUUCCUGCCGGGGUGUCUCCGGGGGCAUCGAGAGCCUGUUGGAUGACUUUGGCCUGUACGCCCCUCAUGUGGACUGUCCCGAGGUGGGCCUGGUCCGAGAAGCUCUCCAGCUGUGCCGCCCAGCCGUGGAGUUCCGAGGCAUGGAGAGGAGCAUCCUGUGUACAGAAAUCCUGGCCAGACUCCAUUUCUUCGCUACCUCGCAUCCAGCACUGGUGGGACAGCUCUGCCAACAGGCCCAGAGCUGGUUCCGGGCGUGCCCACACCCUGUGCUGGUGCCUCUCGGAGGAUUCCUCCAGCCCCCAGGAGGUCCCCUCCCGGUGACCCUCACUGGCUGUCACAAAGGCAUCACUGCUAUGGCGUGGAGCCUGGAAGAGAAGCUGCUGGUGGUUGGCAGCCAGGAUGGCAUCGUGGCCGUGUGGGACAUGGAAGAAGAGCAGGUGAUCCACAUCCUAACUGGACACACAAGAGAGAUCAGGUGCAUAAAAGUGUUUGCCAAAGGGACGCAAGCCAUCUCCGCCUCCAAGGACCACACGCUGCGCUUGUGGAACUUGCUCUCUGGCCAGGAGAAAUUCACCAUUUGGGAGGGAGGCUCAAAAGAUCCAACUGAAUCUCAGGUCUGGAGCCUCCACGUGGACGAAGCAAAGGAGAUUGUGUAUUUGGCAUCUAGCUCCAAGGUCAAUGCGUGGAAUCUGGAAACUGCAGAGCUGGUUUUCCAAGUCCUGGGAGAUGCCUCCGACCCCUGGCUGUGCACAGCAGUGCUGGGGGCCACGCUGCUGACGGUGUCCAAGGGCUGUGUGGUCAGUCCGUGGAGCUCAGCCACAGGCAGAGCGCAGGGGAAGCAGCACUUGUCCAGUGUCAAAGAGGAAACACCUGCUUGUGGGGUCUCGGUCCAGAAGUCAGGACAGAUGGUUAUUGGGUUCAGCAAGGGCUCCAUCUCUUUGGUUUCCUCCAAAGGAGACAGCCUGCUGGAGAAACUUCCGGAAGCUGUGGGGUUCCUGGUAGUCUCUGAAGAUGAGUCCCUUCUCGCUGCAGGCUUUGGAAGAUCUGUGCGGAUAUUCUUGGCCGACUCACAGGGGUUUCAUCGACUCAUAAGCACUGACCUUGAACAUGAGGACACCGUGGAGACAGCCGUUUUUGGUCCUGAAAACAAUCUGAUUAUCACUGGGUCCCGGGAUGCACUCAUUCAGGUGUGGAGUCUGUCGGAACAGGGGACCCUGCUGGACAUCCUGGAAGGCGUCAGGGCCCCCGCGAGCCUGCUGGCCCGGGGUGGGGCCUUGGUGGCGUCUGCCUCGCAGCAGUCCUCCUCCUUCACCGUCUGGGACCUCACUUACACUCAGAAGCCACGGGCCUCUACCCCGUUCCUGGACCGCACUGGCCUCACCGCCGUGUCACACCAGGGAAGCUAUAUCUACUUCCCCAAAAUCGGGGACAAAAACAAGGUCACCAUUUGGGACUUGGCAGAAGGUGAAGAGCAAGACGCCCUGGACACCUCCAAUGAGGUCAGGUGCCUGGAGGUCGCCGAGCAGGCCAAGCUCCUUUUCACUGGCCUGGUUUCCGGAAUUGUCCUGGUGUUUCCCCUGAAUUCCAGGCAGGAUGUGAUGUGCAUUCCCCCUCCAGAGGCCCGGAAAGCCGUCAACUGCAUGGCCCUGAGUAAGGGCGAGGAGCACCUAGCCAUUGCCUACGACAGCAUUGUCCUGGUGUUUGACAUCAACCCUGGGGACCCCUGUCCAGUCAUCGAUGGGCCAACCUACACCUUCUAUACCCAGCUGCCUGUGACCAUAUCCAGUGUGGCUGUUCUGGCUGACUACCGUGUGAUUUAUGGCAUGACCAACGGUGAACUCUUCCUUUACGAGUGUGUGAAUUCCAAAGUGUUCCCUCUGGAGGCCCAUGGGAGCCGGGUCACCUGUGUGGAGGUCAGCCACAAGGAGCAGCUGGCAGUCAGCGGGUCCGAGGAAGCCCUGCUGUGUCUCUGGGACCUGCAGGCCUGCAAGUGGAAAUUUGAGAUGAGUUACACGAACACGUACUGCCAAGGAGUCCAAUGUGCUUGCUUCUCCAGGGAUGACAAGUAUGUGUACGUGGGCUUGAGGGAUCGCUCCAUAAUCGUCUGGAGUGUGCUGGACGGCACCCUACUGGCCAUCCAGUUUGUCCAUGCCGUGGUGAACAGAAUCAUCCCAACCUCCAACGGCUUCAUUGCCCCCACCAGGCAUGGCUAUCUCAUCCGUGAACGAUUCCAGUGCCCUUCAUCCAGAGCCUCACAGCAGGACUCGCUCCAGAACUUCAAGAAGGCAGUGUGGAUGGUCAAGUCAAGGCGGAGGGAAGAGCUGGCUGCUGCUGAAGGAGCACCGCAGGACUCGGGGUUAGGGAAUGCCCAGGGAAAUGAAUGCAAAGCAAACAAGCGCUCACAAGUCUGCCUGAUAGUGUAGACCUGCCUGUGGGGGAAUGUGGUUCCAGGAGCUUCCCCUAUUCAAUCCAGUUGAAGUGAAGAGAAUUAUGUGUUGAUGUCUAUCUGGACCCAGGGUCUCAGAUCAUGUGACCCAGACCUUGCUUCUUACCAUCUUUCCAUUCCUCUCUCCUCUCUGUGGGCUCCAUUUGCAGACCUACCAUCCCUAACUUAGCACCAUGGCAGCCGUUUUGGUAGAAAAGAGAGCUUCCCUUUCCCAACAGUUUGAACUAAUGUCCUGGCCUCAAUUCUAUUGGUCCCAGUUGGCUCAUAUGCUCAUCUCAGAACCAAUCAAUUGUCUGGGAGAAUGCAGCUCUGUGAUAAGCCAGUCUGACUCAGUGACUUAAUUGCCCACCAGGGCUCUCAGUCCACCCAGCUCCAUGGACUGAGAUUGGGAGAGGCUAUUCCUAGGAGAGAAACUGGGAUGCUGGUACCAGGCAAAGCGGGUAUGGGUAGAUGUGAAACUGACAGAACCACAGACGUGGACCACAAAGCUUUACGGUUUAUAAAGCACCAGGUGCUAUGGUCUGAUCCUUAUCACAGCCCACACUUCAGGGAGGGCAGGAGUUUCUGCGUCCACUUUACAGAUGGGUAAGUGAGCCUUGCAGAGGUCGCUGUGACUUGCUUGAGGUCACAGCCCUAGGUGCAAGACCUCUGAGCAACCAGAACAAGCAGCCAUUUGGUUUCAAUCGCUCUUGGACCACCUCUUCUUCGAUUUUAGUCUCACGAGCACAGCUAUCCAGGCCGCAGGUAGCACACUCAAAUGCCCGAAGGGGCCGGUGAGAAGUCUAGAUGGCACUCGUGCCCCCGGGGGCAGAAGCCAAGAGUGAUGGAGAUGAUGGGAACACGGAGGACGCUCGCUCUGCCUGGGAUGGGUGUGGGCGCCUCGGCUCCACCCUGGACUCUCCGUGAGGAAGGCAGCCCACCUUCGCCAGAGCUUUCUGCGGUCAUCAGCAAAGCCAGAAAUCUAGACUUUUAGGCAAAAUGUCUUCAUUUUUAAAAGUUGGUGAUUGGCUCAAAUUUACAUCUCCAGGCACAUUCAGCCCGUGUGUCUCCAGCUCGUGAGCUGACUUCGGGACCCAAGCUGGUGUUAAACGAUAAACCUGUCAGAGUUCUUCCAUCUCCUUGGCUGCCAAGCUUCAAGGAUGAAGAGGCCUUU